Messenger RNA from Papaver somniferum (opium poppy), 1827 nucleotides. RefSeq names its product ankyrin repeat-containing protein At5g02620-like. The record is from RefSeq and is a predicted model, not a curated record. Gene Ontology annotation, cellular component: plasma membrane. Lineage: Eukaryota; Viridiplantae; Streptophyta; Magnoliopsida; Ranunculales; Papaveraceae. The transcript has 5 exons. The coding region runs from base 1 to 1827 and encodes 608 amino acids. Gene Ontology annotation, molecular function: protein phosphatase regulator activity; protein phosphatase 1 binding.
AUGGAUCCACGCUUGUAUGAAGCUAUAACUUCAGGGAACAUUUACAAAUUGGAAGGGAUAUUAGCUACAAGGAAUGAUGUUAAUGAGUAUAUUACAACUCAAAUUACGGCUACUCGCAAGAAUUCUGUUCUACAUGUUGCAGCACAAUUCAAGAGAAAAAUGUUUAUAGAGGAAAUUUGCAAGAGAUGUUCACAACCUGAGCUAUUAAUAAUGCAACAAAACUUAAAUGGUGAUACUGUGUUGCACAUUGCUGCGAGGCUAGGAUUAUCAGAUAUAGUCGUAGCUCUUAUUCAUCAUAUGUAUGCUAAUAAUAGUCGUCAACGUAUUACGGUGCAAGAGCUAUUGAGGAUGACGAACAAACAGAACGACACUGCAUUGCAUGAAGCUGUUCGUAACCAUAAGUUGUUAGUAGGAAGAUUUUUGAUUGAAGCAGAUCCACUGGUUGAAUACUUUCCGAAUAAUGCCGGUGAAACCCCACUUUACCUGGCUGCCGAAGAAGGGUUGUAUGAUUUUGCAGUUCAAAUCUUACAAUGUCCAUCCUCAGCUCAUAAUGGUCCUGACGGGAAAAAAGCUUUGCACGUAGCCGUAGCUAAGGGGUAUUCAGAUAUAACAAAAUUAUUACUCGAGAAAAAACCAAGUAUGAUAUAUCAAAGAGACAAGAAAGGAAACAGUGCACUCCACUAUGCUGCCUAUUUUGCCAAGCCAAAGGCUGCUAUUCAGUUACUGGAAGCUGACCCUUCUAUUGCAUGGGCGAAGGACAAUGAUGGCAAGACAGCUCUUCACAUUGCAGCAAGUAGCCGUUUGCCUAGAAAUAUUGCGUACCUACUUAAGGAGGUGACUAAAUGCUGCCAAGAAUGCUGGGAAGAACUUGAUAACAAUGGACGAAACUUUCUUCACAUUGCUGCUGAAAGCGGAAACGUGAACGUGAUAAAGUAUAUCUUAGGGAAAUCAAACUUGGCUGAGAAUAUUAUAAACGACGAGGAUAACCAAGGAAAUACACCUCUGCAUCUGGUUCUUAGGUCUAAAUGUGUUGAAUGUUUGAAAAUUCUCAGCAGGGACAAGAGAGUGAACAAGACGGCCGUUAACCGUGAUAAUUUAACAGCUUUGGAUAUUCUUCUUCGUGACCUGGACAAGGCAGAUAUGCCACAUCGGGAGUUUAUACAAGCGGGCUAUAGAUACCUGUUUGAUGGAGGAUUGCUAUGGUAUGGGAGAAGCCAAAUCAGAAUAGAUGGAGAAGAUGAAAGUUUUGGAGCCAUAACACGGAAUAAGUACAAGAUAGCUAUAGAAUGUGCAAAAGAACUAACUGAAAGCCAGAUGUUAGUGACUACACUUGUAUCCGCAGUUACGUACACAGCUGGUUUAGCACUACCAGGAAACUACAUAACUACUGGCGGACCCUCGUCAGGCUUGGCCACUUUAAAUGGCGUACCCGCUUUUAAAGCUUUUGCGGGUUGUAACAGCACUGCCUUGCUUCUUUCUAUUAUUGUUUUACUCAUCCACUACUUUAACAAACUAAUUCCUCAUAGAAAUGCCAAAUCAGUGCAGCGACGAGCAAAGUUGGACUGCAGCAGCUUUGAUCAGCUGAACUACAAUAGCAACGAACAGAGCUGCACUGCAGUAGCUGCGAUCAGCUGGACUGCAGGAGCUACGAAUAGAGCUGGACGCAGCAACUUCGAUCAGCUGGACUGCAGCAGCUACAAAGAGAACUGCACUGCAGCAUCUGGGAUAAUAUGGACUGCAGGAGCGACAAACAGAGCUGGACUGCAGCAUCUUCGAUCAGCUGGUCUGCAGGAGAUACGAACAGAGCAGUACUGCAGCAGCUGCUGA